AUGAAUGCUGUCGGUAUAUCGCCCGAAGAAUUUGUUGCAGCAGCAAGACAUUUUAUUAAGCUGUCAGAUAAAUUUUUCGAUAGUUGGACCCUACAUCAAAACGACAACGAAAUAUUAAAUACUUAUAUUAAAAAGGAAGAAUUUGUUAGUCAUCGAGAUGAGAACGAUAAGAUUUUUUUAUACAGAGCCGAGUACGUCAUUUUUUUCAAUCUAAGCUAUGGAGUUCCUUCUUUUAGUUUCAAUGUUUGGGAUUGUUCUGGAAAAUUACUAACUUUGGAAGAAGUCCGACAAAUUUCCCUCAUGAAGAUAAGCAAAGAAGAUUUCUAUUCAGUAGUGACUCAGCAGGAACAUCCUGUGUUAUAUCGCCCAUACUUCAUAAUUCACCCUUGUCACACAGCUAGCCUUCUUGCUGCUUUUAGGCACAGGACAAAAAACCUAAUUAUAACUUUCCUGGGGAUUAUUACUCCCUUGAUUCAGUUAAAUUUGCCUUUAGAAUAUGGAUUA
This is a messenger RNA of Brenthis ino (lesser marbled fritillary), 504 nucleotides long. The record is from the annotation of a GenBank genome assembly. Lineage: Eukaryota; Metazoa; Arthropoda; Insecta; Lepidoptera; Nymphalidae.